AUGGAGACGGGAGGUUUUAGGGUUUUCGGCGACCAAGACACGGCUAUGAUGGAUUCCACGGCAAGAGGGCCGGCACCGGGGGAUCCUCCGGAUAGAGUGGAAUCAUGGGCGGCUAAGGCUUCGAGAGGGGGGGGAAGGCUUGUCCCCGAGGAGGUUUUGGAGCCGAGUUUUGUGUCGGCACGGAUGAAAGUUGAUUAUCCGAACGGUAUUAAUGGAGAGCCUGUGUUCACGAUUGCGGAGGAGGUAAUUGAGGCGAUGCAUGGACUAUGGAAGCAAUGUAUGGUUGUUAAAGUUUUAGGGAGGAAUGUACCAAUCCCAGUGUUGACUCGGAAGUUAAAAGAGCUAUGGAAACCACAAGGAGCUAUGUAUGUGACAGAUCUACCACGACAGUUCUUCAUGGUGAGAUUCGAAGUGGAGGAUGAGUAUUUGACGGCGUUGACAGGGGGCCCAUGGAAAGCGUUUGGGAGCUAUCUUAUGGUCCGAGCAUGGUCACCUGAGUUUGAACCGUCUAGGGAUGAUAUUGUCACGACUCCAGUGUGGGUGCGGUUUUCAAAUCUUCCGGUGGCGCUCUAUCAUCAGACUAUCUUGUUGGGGCUAGCACAAGCACUGGGGAAGCCGCUAAGGGUAGACACAAAUACGUUGAAUUUUGAAAGGGCUAGGUUUCCUAGGGUGUGUGUGGAAGUGGAUCUCAGCCAACCUCUAAAGGGCUCGUUCAUGCUGAAUGGAGAACGAUACUUUGUGUUCUAUGAAGGUCUAACGAGUAUCUGCUCGGGUUGUGGGAUAUUCGGGCAUAUGGUGCAUGCAUGUCCAAAGUUGAAAGGGGUUGCGGAGAAUGUAGGAGGGUCGUUAUCACCGGUGGGACCUAGUAGGGUGUCGCAAGGUCCACCGGAGGUGGAUGGUUUCACGAUGGUACGUCGGGGGAAUAGGAGAGGGGGUCCAUCCACAAGCACGGAGUCAUCUACUCCGGGAACUACGGGGAAAGUUUUGGAAAGAAAUCAGAAGGAAAGAUCGGGCAGUAAAGAAAAGGGUACAGUUUUGGUAUCUAACAGUUUUGCGGGAUUGGUGGAGGAGACAUCUCAGCCGCAAGUUAUGGAAGUCUUUGGUGGUGAAGGGGGGAAUAAGGAAAAUGAGAUGAUUGGUAUCUCACAAAAUAAUGGAAAGAAUAUUUUCAAGGCUAAGGAAGGGCAAUUUGAGAGGGGAACCGGAAUAGGGAAGAAGGGCGCCAAAGGGGUUUUAAAAGAAAGAUCAGUUGGUCCAAUCAGGCCUGGUGUUGGUAGUGGAUCGCGAUCAAAAUUUAAUAACCGGCCCACCAGAGGAUAUUUAUUUGGCCCAACAAGUACGGAGGUUGAAUUGUCGACGUCGGGUAAACGACUUAGAAUGGAGGGAAAUGGCUUCGACCAGACAGUGGGAUCGCCGAAUCCAGUCACUAUGGGGGUAACGAAAGAGAGCGAUGUGACAGCAUUAUCUCUUUCCGGUGAUCCGGUAUCGGAUAUUAGUCAUGUCGAGAGGGCGCAGCGCACAGUCUCCGUUGAGGAAGGACUGGAGUUGGUAGCGGCAUAA
This is a messenger RNA of Capsella rubella, 1560 nucleotides long. RefSeq lists its product as uncharacterized. The record is from RefSeq and is a predicted model, not a curated record. NCBI's taxonomy places the organism in Eukaryota, Viridiplantae, Streptophyta, Magnoliopsida, Brassicales, Brassicaceae. Bases 1 to 1560 code for a protein of 519 amino acids. The transcript has a single exon.